GAUCUUUCCGCCACCCAGACAAGGCUGACACCACCAAACACUUGUUGCUGCUGCGCACCAACCACCACCACCACAAGUGACAGUGCUCCUGCUUCUACCACCAUCACCACCAUCACCAGCGAUGAUAAGAGAGGUGUUAAGAGAAUCCUAGAACAAUUAAAAGAUAAAGUAGGGAUUGAAAAGGCUGUCCUCGAUUUAAAGUGUAAGAAAAUCAAGUAUCUGGAAGAAUAUUUGUCCCUUGAAUAA
Molecule: messenger RNA, 246 nt
Organism: Gilbertella persicaria
Lineage: Eukaryota; Fungi; Mucoromycota; Mucoromycetes; Mucorales; Choanephoraceae
Exons: 1
Source: RefSeq, a predicted model, not a curated record